AUGGAAACAGAAAAGACAAAACUAUACAAUUUGACGCCGUCAACACUUAUAUUUCUCAAAACGUCUAACCUUAGUCGUCUAUCAAUAGAAUAUUACUUUACAAUUUUAAAAAUUAUUUCUGUAUACAAAUUUCAAAAAAUUUUCGAUUAUGUAUUUGAAAAUUUUUGGCAAUUAAAAUAUUAUUCUACUAAACAAUUUGGAUCAUAUCUUAUAUUAUCUAUCAGAAAAACUCUAAUAUUAAACAGGAUAUGUAAAUGUAUUAAACAUUUAAUUGAUACAAAUGUCAAUGAUGACGACGGUAAUGGUGAUGAUGAUGACGAUGAUGACUAUGUUGAAAGGGAACAAUUGAUUAAGUCAUCAAUACUUCAAUCAAAUCAAAGUAAACCAGUGAAAUUUUUAUCAUUACCAUAUUGCACUACAAAUGUAUUAUCUAAGAAGAAUUCAAAGAAGGUUAGAACUCUGUCAAGAGUAAACUUCUUUACAUGCCUAAUAUGGAUUAUUAUAAUUGUUUUUUCAUGUACUAUUAAAACUAUUGAAGCAAUUGAACAACUACAUCAUUCAACUCAAUUAUCAAAUGAAUAUCAUUUAAUUAAUCUAUUACAAUCAUUAUCUAUUAUUGGUAAACAAAUGAAUUCAAAUAUUUUAACAAAAUCAGAACAAAAAACAUGGAAUUAUUUAUUAGAAAAAAUAAUUAAAUCACAAAUAAAUAUGGUAAAAAAUAAUUUAGAUGUCAGUUCAAAUACUACUACUACUAUAAGUAGUAUUAAUAGUAGUAGUUCAAGUAGUAUUGAUAAAAAAGGUUUCAAAAAUAAUGAUAAUAAUAUACAAAAACCAUCUAAAGAAGAAUUAAUAGCUAAAACACCUAAUUAUAUGUUUAAAUUACAUGAACGUCAUAUGAAUGAUUGGUAUAGUUUUGGACGUUAUGAAACUAAUCAUUUAUUACAUCCUGAUUAUGUGAAAUAUUUAAAUGAUAAUCCAAUGACAACAGAUAAUAAUGAAUUAUAUAAAGAAAAAAAAUUAAAAACUCAACAUAAUCGUCAUUAUCUUGGUAUGAUUACAGCAAUAAGGCAUCAUAAACAUAUAGAAACUCAAGAAGAUGAAAAUAAUGAAUUAGAUUUUCAUUCACUUUCUCGUAGCAAACAUCACAUGCAGUUACCAUACUUGAAUUACUUUUCAGCAGAUCAUACAGUGAAACAACACAAAUUAGUAUUUCAGUUAGCUGAUAUACCUUCAAAUGAAAAAUUAGUUGCAGCAAGUAUACGUAUAAGAUAUGAAGCGAAGAUGUAUUCAACAAAUUAUACAAUUCCAACAGAACUUACUCCAUUUUGUAUAAAUAAUACUAUUAAUAAUGAAAUAAAUAGUACAUCAUUCUACUGGCCAUUAUCAUUAUGGUUACAUUCAGAUCAAAAUAAUAUCAGUAAUGUAGAUAUACAAACUGCAGCCAUUUUUGAACCAGAUAAUAUUCAUUGUAUAUUACAAAAAUCAGGAAAAAAUUCAUCUAUAAUGAAUUUACCUAAUGGAUGGUUUCAUAUACCAUUGAGUCAACCAGUUUUGCAUUUAAUAGAACAAAUCAAUAAACAAACUGAUACUAAUAAACAAAUUGUUAUACAAAUUCGUUCAGUAGUUCGAAAAAAUUUGUCAUUAACUCAUGAUUUUGAUGCUACUAAUAAUAAUCAUAACGAACUGGAACAGUCUAAUUUCUUGAAAAUAAGUAAUCUAAAUGAAAAAGAUGAAAAGUCAUUGGACUCCUCGUAUUGGUUACAUAAUGCGCCACAUUUGUUUACAUAUCAUCGUGAUCCUAAUUUAGCAAAAUAUUUAAAACGCAAACCAAGAUCAAUUAAUUAUCCUAACAGUCAACAUACACGUCAAAAUGAACAAAAUCAUGAUAUGAAUUUAAAGCCUUUGAAUAAUAAUAAUGUAAGCAAUAAAAAAAUUGCUAAACGUUAUAAACGUUUACAGAGAUUGCUCAAUGCACAGUUAAAGCAACAACAACAACAAAAGAAAAGUGAAACUAAUCAACAAAGUGUUCGACGUAACAAACAAAAUUACAUUAAACAAAGAUCACGUCGUUUAGCUCAAUAUCAACGUCGUCAUAAUCGUGCAAGUCAAGAUCGUUAUUAUUAUGGUGAUUUAGAUUCAACAAAUGAAAUAGUUGAAGAUCAUGAUAUAAAUGAAGAUAUUUCAUCAAAUCAGAAAAUAACACAUAAUUCAUAUGAUAAUAACAGAGAAAAUCAUCAUUCACAACAUCAACACCAACAAUAUCGAUAUGAUAUAACAAAAUCUUAUCAUUCAAAUGUAUUACAAACAAGUAAUCAUCAUUAUUUAGAUACAACAUGUCAAAGACGUGAAUUAAUAAUUAAUUUUGAUGCUGUUGGUUGGGCUGGUUGGGUUAUUGCACCACAAGCAUAUAAUGCACGUUAUUGUUUAGGUCAAUGUCCAUUUCCAUUAUCAACUCAUUAUAAUACAACUAAUCAUGCUGUACUUCUUCAAUUAGUACAUUUAUUAGAUGUAGCUAGAAUUUCUGGUCCUUGUUGUGUACCACAUCAAUUAUCAUCACAAUCAUUAUUAUAUCAUAGUCAAAAUGGAGAUGUUGUAUUAAGAGUUUAUGAAGAUAUGGUUGUAGAAAGUUGUGCUUGUCGUUAAUAUAAAAAAAGAAUACUACAUUACUAUUACCAUACCAAACGUCACUAUAUACAUAUAUAUUUUACAAAAUGAUUCAUAAAAUUCAUUAUUCAUUGUAAUGCAUUCAAACAAUAAUAAUAAUAAACAUUGUUCAAUGACAAAUAUGAAU
This is a messenger RNA of Schistosoma rodhaini, 2791 nucleotides long. The record is from the annotation of a GenBank genome assembly. Lineage: Eukaryota; Metazoa; Platyhelminthes; Trematoda; Strigeidida; Schistosomatidae.